AUGGAGCAAGAACAAGAGAAUUACAAAUCAAGAUUGUAUCAUUUCAAGAACAUGAGCGAACACUCAGCUUCAAGACAUGUUAAAAGCUGGAGCUCAGAUUGCGCCUUGAAAAUGGAUGGUUCGGACAGUUUUGAUGAUGAUGAUAAUGACAGGAUGAUGUUCAGAAGUCAACCCGGGAAUUUUGGCAGCGUUGACCGGCCGCCUUUGCCUUUAAGCGGUGACGCAACGCCCAACCGCAGCGACAAGAUUGGUACUCCGAGGAUGGUUUCAUGUGAAUCCAUGGAGGCGCAAUUACAAGCAGCCAUGGAGCAAAUGAAAGAAAGGUUUUCAAAACUGCUUCUUGGAGAAGAUAUGUCUGGAGGAGGAAAGGGCGUUUCUUCGGCUUUGGCUUUAUCUAAUGCAAUUACCAAUCUCGCAGCAUCUGCCUUUGGAGAACAGAGGCGUUUAGAACCAAUGCCGGCUGAUAGAAAAGCGCGGUGGAGAAGAGAACUUGGAUGGCUUAUCUCUGUGGCGGAUCACAUAGUUGAAUUCGCUCCAACGCAACAAACAAACAAAGAUGGAUCUUCAAUGGAAGUCAUGACAACAAGACAGAGAACAGAUCUUCUCUGCAACAUUCCUGCACUUAAGAAACUUGAUGCAAUGCUUCUUGUAAGAACUAUGAACAGAAAAAAAAAGGACUAA
This is a messenger RNA of Eruca vesicaria subsp. sativa (arugula), 681 nucleotides long. NCBI's taxonomy places the organism in Eukaryota, Viridiplantae, Streptophyta, Magnoliopsida, Brassicales, Brassicaceae. The record is from the annotation of a GenBank genome assembly.